Messenger RNA from Stomoxys calcitrans (stable fly), 1451 nucleotides. RefSeq names its product O-phosphoseryl-tRNA(Sec) selenium transferase. The transcript is spliced from 5 exons. NCBI's taxonomy places the organism in Eukaryota, Metazoa, Arthropoda, Insecta, Diptera, Muscidae. Gene Ontology annotation, biological process: conversion of seryl-tRNAsec to selenocys-tRNAsec; selenocysteine incorporation. The coding region runs from base 40 to 1443 and encodes 467 amino acids. Gene Ontology annotation, molecular function: tRNA binding; O-phosphoseryl-tRNA(Sec) selenium transferase activity. The record is from RefSeq and is a predicted model, not a curated record.
ACCAAAACAAACCCCAAAAAGAACAAAAAAAAAAUGUAAAUGUAUAUAAAAAUGGAUUUUAGUAAAAUUAGUGAAAAACUAGUACCGGCUAAUUACUUAAAACUGGCCUUAGAUUCCCAAAAGUCUAGGGAGAUCCAAGUUAAGGAAUUGUUUGAUAAGCGUAAGCUUCCCGAAAAUGGAUGGAGUGAUGAGCUUAUUGAAUAUGUGGUCCAUCAACUUGCUGCCCUAGAUUCUAAUAAUUUUGAACAUAAAGCAGGUCUAGGUGAAAGAGAGGCGAGAAUAGCUUGUGGUUUAGUGGCUCAACGCCAUUAUCGCUUUGGACAUGGCAUUGGAAGAUCGGGUGAUCUAUUGGAAGCACAACCAAAAGCUGUCGGCUCCACUAUAUUGGCUCAGUUAACCAAUGCCUUACUUUUAGAUCUUAUACAGUCGAUGGGGGUGCAGUCAUGUAAAAGUUGUUUUUUAGUGCCAAUGGCUACAGGAAUGACUUUGACUCUAUGUUUUCUAAGCUUGCGGAAAGUACGACCCAAAGCUAAACAUAUUUUAUGGUCACGCAUAGAUCAAAAAUCAUGUUUCAAAAGUAUGACCACAGCGGGAUUUAUACCGGUUAUAAUAAACACCCAGAGAAGCAACGAAGAUGAAAGCUUAUAUACCAACAUAGAGGAAUUCCAAAAGAUAAUGGAAGCCUUAAAUAAAGAGGAAAUCCUUUGCAUAAUGUCUACAACGAGUUGUUUUGCACCCAGAAACUGUGAUAACAUUAUAGAACUAGCAGAAUUGGCAAAGAAAUAUGAAAUACCUCAUAUAGUCAAUAAUGCAUAUGGACUUCAAAGUACUUAUUAUUGUCAUCAAAUUCAACAAGCCCAACGUACAGGAAGAAUUGAUAUGUUUAUACAAAGUACGGAUAAAAACCUAAUGGUGCCCGUGGGAGGUGCCAUUGUGGCAGGAUUUGACGAGACAACAGUGCAAAAUGUAGCCAAAUCUUAUGCGGGUCGUGCCUCAUCUUCACAAUCCUUAGAUGUUUUCAUGACCUUACUGUCAUUAGGAAAAACUGGCUAUUUAAAUUUAUCAAAAGCUCGAAAAAAUCUUUUUAUGGAAUUAAAACAAAAAUUAAAUGUGAUAUCCAAACAACAUGGCUGCAAAGUUUUAGAAACUAAAAGCAAUCGCAUAUCUUUAGCCAUAACUUUUGAAUCUCUAAGUAUAGAUGAACCAACAAAAUUUGGCUCCAUGCUUUAUACACGUGGCAUAUCGGGAACAAGAGUGGUGGCUUCUGGCUGUACAAAAACUAUUGACAAUUUUGAAUUUAAAAAUUGGGGUACUCAUGAAGACCUUGUAAGUCUGCCUUAUAUCACAGUAGCUGCGUCUAUUGGAAUAACUGAAGAAGACAUAAAUAUAUUUCUAAGGAAAUUUAGCGACUUAUUAAAAAAAUACAAGGAAAAAGAACAAUGAACAUGUAA